Dovyalis caffra is the source of this 1521-nucleotide messenger RNA. The record is from the annotation of a GenBank genome assembly. Lineage: Eukaryota; Viridiplantae; Streptophyta; Magnoliopsida; Malpighiales; Salicaceae.
AUGGAGAUUCACUUGGGAAACCCAAUCACAAUCACCAAAUCUAAAGCUUUUCUCUUCAAUUCACAAACAAAAUCUUCAAUUCACAACCUUCAAGUCCAAUUAAACCUCUCAAGAUCCCACCUUUUAGUUACCUUUGCCGAGAAUGAAGAAACCAAUGGGGUUUCAAUUAGGGUUCCAAUUCCUAGGGUUUUAAUUGACCCUGAAUCUCCAGUAAAUUUUAAAGCUUUUGAUGAUCAUGUCGAAGUUAAGCUUGUUUUGCUUCUUCCUGUUGAUCACCCUUUAGUUUCCAACUUUGAUUUGUUGAAUUUGAGUGAUGAAAGAGAGAGUAAUGAGGAUUUGGAUUUGUUAAAGCCACUUAUUAUGGAUUCAGGUUUACCAAAUGAAAAUUGGGACAUGCAAUUUGUGGAAAUGCCAUCGGUUAACUGGCCAGAGAUGGCUGACAACUGGUUUGGAGGUUGUUGUUGUUCAUUUGGAGGUGCAAGUGAGAAGCUGGUGAAUAGCGAUGAUCUUGCUGGAUUUAAUUUUUCUGACAAAUAUAGAAUCCAAAAGUAUGAGCCUGAACAGGAGUUUGGUGGUGAAGGUUUAAGUGAAGAAGCUAUGCUGGAUUUUGGAACAAAAUCUGGAAGAAUCAAUGGUGUUAAUGGGAAAUCAGGGUCUUCAUGUCCCAAUUUAGAAAACCUUAGUGAAAAUGUCAAAUGUAAAGUUGCAGAGGAAAAAACUAACAGUAGUAGAUUAUUGUCUGCACUACCAGCCUCAGUUUGUUGUGAUUCAAGACAUCAUACUCAAGAUUAUAUUGAUGAAGUUGGUAUCCAUGAUGUUUCUGGACCUUCUUUGGAAGACCAGAAAGCCACAAAAGCUAUGGAACUCGGGGCAAAUCAGAGAUCUUUGCUCAAUGGCUUUCUGGGAGAUGCUUUCAUUGCAAGAUCCUGUAAUCUCUCUACCGAUAUUGAGUGGAAGCAAUUUGUUUGCCCACAGUGCUUAUCUUUUAUUGGAGCUUAUCCAUGUGCAAAUGGGGACAUGCCUGUUGAUGAUGGAGUUAGACUUUUUAAAUGCUACAUUUCCACUUCUCUUCCAGUUGGUGGAUCAGGUGACCUUUUCAGGAAAUAUACUUUGGAGAGAAUGUUCACAAGUCAGCUAAUGGAAAGUGCAAAAGAUGAACUAUCAUUCAGGACUGUGGUCAGGGAUUUGAGAACAAAAUCUCCCAUGCUUCAAAUUGUGCUUGUAAAUCCGAACUCUUGGUUCUGUAGCGGUGAUUGUUUGGACACAGAGAGCAAUAUGGAUUCAACUUCAAAGUUAGAUCUACAUCCUAUAAUCAAGGUUCUGUUUUCAGAUUGUAGCAGCAAUACAGAAUCUCAACAAAGGGUGUUGGAAGAUUGGGUGGCGAAAAAUCUACCAGACGAAGUUUUCAUGUUGAGGCAUCUAAUAGAAGAGUUGAUUGAAACCAUGACAUCUGCCAAAGUCGAAUUUCCGCCAUCAUGUACUUUCCUUCAGGGUUUACUGUUGUUGUCUAUGCCAAGGUAA